This is a messenger RNA of Acromyrmex echinatior (Panamanian leafcutter ant), 1023 nucleotides long. RefSeq names its product histone-lysine N-methyltransferase SETMAR pseudogene. The record is from RefSeq and is a predicted model, not a curated record. NCBI's taxonomy places the organism in Eukaryota, Metazoa, Arthropoda, Insecta, Hymenoptera, Formicidae.
AUGGAGGAAAAUAAGGUGCAUUUCCGUCAUUUGAUGCUCUUUUAUUUUCGAAAAAGGAAAAACGCUGCACAAACAGCAAAAAAGAUAUGUGCCAUUUACGGAAAUGGUACCGUAGCUGAGAGUACUGCUCGCAAAUGGUUUGCUCGAUUCAAAAGUGGUAAUUUCGAUCUGGAGGAUCGAAAACGUUCCGGCAGGCCUGUAGUCGUUGAUGACGACCAAAUCAUAACGUUAAUUGAAAAUAAUCCACGUCACACAACACGGGACAUCGCAGAGAUACUCCAUAUAUCUCAUAUGAGUGUCGUGAGGCAUUUGGAAACACUCGGGUAUGUGAAUCGCUACGAUGUUUGGGUGCCUCACGACUUAACGGAAAGAAAUUUAAUGGACCGCAUUUCCGUCAGCGAUUCUUUGCUCAAACGUAAUGAAAACGAUCCAUUUUUGGAACGGACGAUCAUAGGCGAUGAAAAAUGGAUCGUUUAUAACAAUGUGCAGAAACGAAAAAAGGGAAAACAAAAUGAGACGUUAACUACUCCGAAAGAUGAUCUGUAUCCAAAGAAGGUGAUGCUGUGCAUCUGGUGGGAUUGGAAGGGUGUUGUGUAUUACGAGCUUCUUUCACACAACCAGACAUUGAAUUCCAAUAAGUACUGUUCCCAAUUGGACCAACUGAAGGCAGCAAUCGAUGAAAAGCGACCGGAAUUGGUCAAACAGAAGGGUGUCGUCUUCCAUCAGCACAACACCAGAUCUCACAUCUCCUUGCAAAGCCGAAAGAAAUUGGUGCAGCUUGGCUGGGAUGUCCUACCUCACCCACCAUAUUCACCUGACUUAGCACCUUCAGAUUAUCAUUUAUUCCGAGCCCUACAGAAGUCUCUUAAUGGAAAGAGCUUCAAUUCUCUGGAAGAUUGUAAAAACCAUCUGGAUCAGUUCAUCACUGAGAAAGAUGCCAAGUUCUGGAAGAAUGGAAUCAUGAAACUGCCUGAAAGGUGGCGAAAGGUAGUAGAACAGAAUGGCACAUAUGUGAUUGAAUAA